CUGGCCAGCAGGGGACAGCCUCCUCCACCUCCUCCGGCUCUCUGGGAGCCCCUUGACCUGGGUCAGAACGGGUCAGACCGGGCUGUUUUCCUUCCUCCUGGCCCGUGGAUGGAGCUCCGUACCGUGAUGUCUGGGGCAGAAGCUCCGCCGCGCUGCGGUCUCCGGGUCCUGGCAGACUCGGUGUCGGAGCAGCUGGCCCGGGUCGGGGAGGAGGUGUUGUCCGUGCUGGAGAAGCGCAGCGGCGGGUCCAGCUGCGGCGGAGCUCCGCUGCUGCGGCUGCUGCUCAGCGAGCGACUGGCGGCGGCGGCGCAGCGGAUCGUGGCGCUGCUAGAGCGGGAGGUGGAGGAGUACCAGCGGCAGCUGGAGCGGCAGGGCCGGCUGCUGGAGGCGGUGCUGAGCCCGGUGGUCCGACUGACCCGGACAGACUCGUCUCCUCUCAGGACAACGGCCACUGAUGAUGACCUGCCAACAGACUCCGCCCACCUGCCCAUAGCCCCACUAAGCUCCGCCUCUUCGGAAGUCUCUGCAACUGAGAGUGAUGCUGACUGGAGAGGCGACGGCAUCUCUGAUAGCAAAACAACAGACAGGACAGCCGGAGGGCGGCGGCUCAGCAAACAGCGGGCGACACCUUCAGACCGGCCGGAGAAUCAGCGCUGCUUCAUCUGUGAGAAAAGUUUCCGUCUCAGAGGGAAUCUGCUGAAACAUGUAGAGACGCACUCAGAUGACCCACAGCGUCUCUGUGGAGUCUGUGGACAGCAUGUCGAGUCCUCGGAUGGUUUUUCGGACCACCUCAGGACUCACAGAGAAACCGGCGGUGGCACCUGCGAUGUCUGUGGGAAAACAUUUCAGAACAUGGAGACACACAUGAGGAGCCACACCGGCAUCAAACCGUUCAACUGUGACGUUUGUGGCAAACGUUUCCCUCGACCUGGAGCACUGCGGCGCCACAAGAAGAUCCACAGCAGGACGGAGCCACUGCACCCGAGGACGGAUGGAGGACAGACGGAAGAAGAUGACAGCAGUGAUGAUGGCCAGUCGGUGACGCUGAAACCACAGAGAGAUGGAGGACAUGUCUCUGGCCAGCCGCCCGCCACCCUCUGCUGCAGAGUCUGCGGUGAUUCCUUCCACAGCCGUGGCUUCCUGAGGAAACAUGCUGAGACACACUGCAGGGAUGCUGCCUGCAUCUGUGGGGUCUGCGGCAACCAGCUUGACUCACCUGAUGCUCUGCUAACUCACCUGCAGUCUCACCGUGAGACCAGCGGCACCUGCAGCAUCUGUGGGAAGAAGUUCCAGAACAUGGAGACGCACAUGCGCAGUCAUACCGGCAUCAAACCGUACCGCUGCGGUGUCUGUGCCAAACGCUUCCCCCGACCUGGAGCACUCAGGCGCCACAAGAAGAUUCACAGCGGCGAGCGUCCACACGUCUGCCAGUACUGUGGCAAGACUUUCAUCGAGAGCAGCGCCCUGAAAAUGCACAGCCGUAGUCACUCAUGGGAGGUCCAGGAAGACGAUGAAGUCCAGUCUGCAGUAGACGCUCCAAGUCUGAUGCCUGAGCCGAAGGACACUAGCAUGCCACCUCCGGCACUACCCUGUUGUAAAGUGUGCGGUGAAGCAUUUCACAGUCAUGGCAGUCUGAGGAAACAUGCCAAGAGCCACUCAGCAGAGUCCAUCUGCGGCAUCUGUGGUGAAAACCUGCCAGCAUCACAAAUGCUGAUGGACCACUUACAGACUCACCGAGACGCCGGGAAGAUCUGCCACAUCUGUGGCAAAACCUACCAGAACAUUGACACCCACAUGCGCAGCCACACAGGCGUCAAACCGUACCGCUGCGGCAUCUGUGGGAAAAGCUUCCCACGACCCGGUGCUCUGCGGCGCCACAAGAGGAUCCACAGUGGUGAGCGGCCGUACAUCUGUGAGUUCUGUGGGAAGACUUUCAUCGAUAAUGGUGCUCUGACAACGCACAUCAGGAACCACACCGGAGACAAACCUGCCAACCGCGUGUCCUGUGACACUUGUGGCAAAAGCCUGGCCUCAGUUCAUGUACUCGAAGUACACAAGAGGAUCCACACUGGCGAAAAGCCCUUCCAGUGUCGUGUCUGUGGAAAAGCCUUCAGGCAGGUAGGAGGGCUGAAUGCCCAUAUGCUGACACACACUGGUGAGAAGCCAUUUGGCUGCAGCGUCUGUGGCAAGAGCUUCAGCACCAAAGGUUACCUGGAGACACACCUACGCUUCCACCGCAAGGAGCGUGCCUUCAGCUGCCCACUAUGCUGGAAGGCCUUUGUCACCAAGAACGACCUGAAGAAACACCUGCUGACACAUAGCGGCGAGAAACCGUACAGCUGCCGCAUUUGCGGAAAGAGCUACCAGGAGAAACGCUCCCGAGAUGUUCACAUGAAGGUCCACCUGGACGCACACGUCAACAAGGAGCCAGUCAGAGGGCAGGAUGCCCUGCAGCCGGAUUUAAUCCAGCUGUAGAGCUACAGUUUGUUACACCAGUUUGUACUGGUUCUACACACUGGUGAUCAGAAACCAGUUGACUGGACACUAAACUGUUCCAGACAGUCACCAAACAAAUCCAAGCAUAAUCCAAAUAAACUAAAUCCAUAUGAGAAAAAUUAUUUAAAAAGUUUUUUCCCAUGUUUUACACACACCCACACACUCAUUCAAACAUAUGUAAAUAUAUAUAUAUAUAUAUAUAUAGGGCUUCAGGUCAUUUAAAUUCUGAUGAAGGAGCUCCUGCAGGUCACAGAAUUCAUUGUUACAUUUCUCUUAAAGUUCUGCUGCGAUUCCUCAAAUGUUUAAGGGUUUUUGAAAUGUACAAGUUACUCAGCUGUCAUUUUAUCAUCAUCGAAUCACAGGUGAUUGGCUGGUUCUUCUCUUUAAACUUAAAAAUACAGUUCAGCUGAAAAUUCCUUCAGCGAGUGAGCGGCCAUGAUGGUGUGUUCAAGUACAUCAACUAGUGUUAGACAAAAGAAACACAAACAGAUGAGUAUUUUCAUUAAGAGGAGUGUGGGAGGAAGGCGGUGUGUGUGUGUGUGUGUGUGGGUGGUCAUUUCCAGGAAGAGGUACAUAGAAGGAGAGUUUGUGUGUGUUACUAAGUGACUUCCUGGUCCACCGGGUGUAUCCUGUAAAACGCAGACACACACAUGCACACUGGGUCAUGUGUGUGUGUUGUAUGUUAACUUAUAAAACAAUGACAUACAUUGUGAUGUCACAGCUUAUUUCCUGCCAUCACGGUCCAGUGUGUUGCUGAUUAUCUUGUAUCAUCAGGAUGGGCACGUUCAGAAAAGCAGAGAUUUUAGAGCAGCUUCUAGCAGGUGAGAGUUGGGCGGAGAGUUCAGCUGAAGGUCAAACUGUUGAAUCAUUAAACCCGAACUGAUCGUCGUAUAAAACUGGCA
Molecule: messenger RNA, 3398 nt
Organism: Acanthochromis polyacanthus (spiny chromis)
Lineage: Eukaryota; Metazoa; Chordata; Actinopteri; Pomacentridae
Product: zinc finger protein 345-like
Exons: 2
Coding region: 109-2475 (788 amino acids)
Biological process (GO): regulation of transcription by RNA polymerase II
Cellular component (GO): nucleus
Molecular function (GO): RNA polymerase II cis-regulatory region sequence-specific DNA binding; DNA-binding transcription activator activity, RNA polymerase II-specific
Source: RefSeq, a predicted model, not a curated record